GGGGCCGAGUCCCGCCUCCCUCCCGCAUCAUCCGGAGCGGAGCGGACGCCAUGGUGCGCUUCAAGCACAGGUACCUUCUGUGCGAGCUGGUGUCGGAGGACGCGCGCUGCCGCCUGAGCCUGGACGACCGCGUGCUGAGCGGCCUCGUCCGCGACACGAUCGCCCGGGUGCACGGGACCUUCGGCGCCGCCGCCUGCUCGGUGGGCUUUGCAGUUCGGUACCUCAAUGCCUACACUGGAGUAGUGCUACUUCGAUGUCGCAAGGAUUUCUGCCAGCUUGUGUGGUCAGCUCUCCCUUUCAUCACACAUCUGGAGAACAAAGGACACCGAUACCCAUGUUUUUUCAACACACUACACGUGGGAGGUACAAUUAGAACCUGUCAGAAAUUCCUGAUUCAGUACAACCGGAGACAGCUGUUGAUCCUGCUGCAGAACUGUACUGAUGAAGGGGAGCGGGAAGCCAUUAAGAAGUCUGUCUCAAGGAGCUGUCUACUGGAGAAAGAGUCUGCGGAAGAGCUUUCAGACAGUGCUGGUGAGGAGGCUAUGGAAGCAAUGGAGUGACAGUUUCCAGGCCCACCUGUGGAACUGCAAAACUGUCCCCAGACUGACUACCAACCAGAGCAUGGGGGACCUUGGAACGGAGGACUCCAUGCUCCUGGAGGCUUUGUACUGACCAUUUGAAUGUAAUCGCCGAGCUGAGUGGUAGAAUAAACAAAUAGUUUUGGCUUCUAGAGCAACAUUCAUAAACCACAAAAA
Phodopus roborovskii (desert hamster) is the source of this 755-nucleotide messenger RNA. RefSeq names its product POP5 homolog, ribonuclease P/MRP subunit (gene Pop5). NCBI's taxonomy places the organism in Eukaryota, Metazoa, Chordata, Mammalia, Rodentia, Cricetidae. Bases 51 to 560 code for a protein of 169 amino acids. Gene Ontology annotation, biological process: tRNA 5'-leader removal. The record is from RefSeq and is a predicted model, not a curated record. The transcript is spliced from 5 exons. Gene Ontology annotation, cellular component: ribonuclease P complex. Gene Ontology annotation, molecular function: ribonuclease P RNA binding.